Molecule: messenger RNA, 1536 nt
Organism: Dracunculus medinensis (Guinea worm)
Lineage: Eukaryota; Metazoa; Nematoda; Chromadorea; Rhabditida; Dracunculidae
Source: the annotation of a GenBank genome assembly
AUGUUUCGGCGCAUAUCGAGGGGAUUUAUUCGUAGUGUUUCGUGUGGUUUAACUUUAUCAGCUGCCGGUCUUUCGUUUUAUUUUUUACAUCAAUGUGAUUAUGAUAUAUCAUCAAUUGGUUUAGUUCGAUUAGCUCGAGCUGGAAUUGCAGUUUCAAAAAUAAUUGUUGAUUAUAAAUUAACAAUGCGACAUUAUACAGAGGGUGAUAAGUAUCGAAAAAUGAUUAGUAAUACUCAUAGACGAAGCGCAGAGCGUCUUCUUAGGUUAGCUUGUGCAAAUGGAGGUGUAUACAUCAAAGUUGGUCAACAUCUAGCUGCUCUUGAAUAUCUCGUACCUGCAGAAUAUGUCGAAGUAUUAAGUGUUUUGCAUUCUAAAGCUCCUGAAAGCAAUAUGAAGGAUGUCAAAAAGGUGAUUGAAAAGGAUUUGAAUUGUAAGCUGGAAGACGUUUUCGUUGAGUUCGACGAACAUCCACUUGGAGUUGCAUCCUUGGCUCAAGUAUAUAGAGCAAAACUUCGUGAUGGUCAACAGGUUGCAGUGAAGGUCCAACAUCCCCGUGUAAAAGCUCAUAGUAUUGUGGAUAUUGCUUCCAUGGAGGUUCUCACAAAAGCCGUUGCCAAAAUAUUUCCCGAUUUUCAUCUAUUAUGGCUCAUGGAAGAAACGAAACGUAAUCUUCCUACUGAGCUAGAUUUUACGAUUGAAGCGUCGAAUGCUGAUCGGGUUCGACGAAUGUUUAGCCAUUUGAGUUUUCUAAAGAUACCAAAAAUCUUCUAUGACUACACAACUGAUCGUGUACUCACGAUGGAAUAUUGUGAAGGUGCGCAAGUUAAUGAUCUCAAUUAUUUUAUCAAGAAUAAUAUCGACCGUCAUGAUGUCUGUAAAAAACUAGGGACUUUAUACAGUGAAAUGAUAUUUGUAAAUGGUUAUAUACACUGUGACCCACAUCCGGGUAAUGUGUUGAUAAAUAAAAAAGAAGAUGGAAAUGUUUCCAUUGUUUUACUUGAUCAUGGUCUUUAUCUUACACUGCGCGACGACUUUCGAGUUAAAUAUGCGAAAUUUUGGCUAGCUUUAUUGAAACCUGAUCAGGAUGAGAUUAAGAAUAUCGCACAAGAAAUGGGAGUUGGCGAUUCAUAUGGGCUAUUUGCCUGCAUGGUCACUAGUCGCUCUUGGGAAGCAGUAACAGGAGGAAUCAGUAAAUCAUCCGUGGAUGAAGAGGAGCGUAAUGAAAUCAAAGCAUACGCCGCUUCACUGAUCCCUCAGAUUUCGUUAGUUCUUCAUAAAAUGCCUCGACCAAUGCUACUAAUUCUAAAAACAAAUGAUUUGUUGAGAAGUAUCGAAUAUCGUCUUGGAACUCAAAAUAGAAUUGAUGCUUUUAUACAGAUGAGUCGUUGUUGUAUUCGAUCUGUGAAUGAAUUGGCUUUGCGCAAUGAACGACAUUUCAUACAACGUAUUUUUCUAUGUUUAAAUAUGUAUUGGACACUGUUUAAGAUUUUUAUAUAUGAGAAAUAUUUAGAAUUUUUUAAUAAGGGAUAUAUGUAG